CCCGUCCGGUUCGGUUCGACGGAUCGAUCGAGAGCCGGGCUUCCUUCCGCGGGACCUCGCCAAAUCUCGAGUCCGGCUCCGAUCCACGUAUUUCCGGUCCCGUGCCAAAUUAGACCGCGCUUACUCAUCGGAGUCUCCCGUGCGUGCACGGGCACGCGCGCCGAUUGGCCGUCGCGACGCUCAAUGGGACUCGACGGUCGGCGGACGGCCGCGAAUUUCACGUGUUGACCCUUCCCGGCUCGAAUUCGCCCCGGGGGAUGGGACGCCGCCAUUUUGAGGAACCCCGCAGGGAGGAUGAACACCGACGUCCGAGAUCGAUCCAAAAUGGCGGACCAUCCGAUGCACUCGUCAUUGCUAAGGAGGGCCACCUAGGGACGCCAGCAUGAGAGGGAAACCGCAGGAAUCGGAGCCGAGCGGAGGGACCUUAAGGCAGUACACGAUUUACUCGUUGUACACGAGAAAAAAGCCGGUCUCCUCGCGAGGUGUGCCGGUCGUCGGGGGUGUGGUAAGAACGGGUCGAGGGGCCCUGGUGAGGACCCUGGCCCUGGUGUUCCUGGCGACGUUCCUCUGGCUCCAGCUACACGUGGUCAGCCUGACGGGCCGGUCUCUGCCAAACUCCUCGGCUGCCAAUGAGACCCUCUACGCCCUGGUGCCCCAGGAACUGCACAGGUACCUGAAGGACACCAGGAACGCGAGCGGCCUGGCGAACUCGACUUCCGGGACCCUGACGGAGCCAGAGAUCGCCGAGAUCCGGCGUAACAUCGAGAGGGCGAACAGCGAGCAGAAGAUCUACAACGAGGAGGCUUUCGGCCCCCUGGCUCCGGACGCCCCCGUCAUCGUGGUCCAGGUGCACGUGAGGCUGACCUACCUGCGGCACCUGAUCGUCUCCCUGGCGCAGGCCAGAGGCAUCGAACAGGCCCUGCUGGUCUUCAGCCACGACGUCUGGCACCCUGAGAUCAAUUACCUGGUCCAGAGCGUCGACUUCUGUCGGGUCAUGCAGAUAUUCUACCCUCACAGCAUACAGACCCAUCCGCACACCUUUCCCGGGGAGGACCCCAACGACUGUCCCAGGAACAUCCACAAGGAACACGCGCUGAACCUGAAGUGCAUAAACGCGAAGCAUCCGGACCUCUAUGGACACUACAGGGAGGCGAAGUUCACCCAGACGAAGCAUCACUGGUGGUGGAAGGCCAACCGAGUGUUCGACCAGCUGACCGUGACCAAGAACCACACGGGCAUGGUCCUCUUCUUGGAGGAGGACCACUUCGUGGCCGAGGACUUCCUCCACGUCCUCAGGCUCAUGGAGCGCACCUGCAAGCACAGCUGCGAGCGGUGCAACGUGCUCUCCCUGGGGACGUACUUGAAGACCUACAGCUACUACGGCGAGGAGAGUCGCAAGGCCGAGGUUACGCCGUGGAUCUCCAGCAAGCACAACAUGGGCAUGGCCUUCAGUCGCGUCACCUGGAACAAGCUGAGGAAGUGCGCGGUGCAGUUCUGCUCCUACGACGACUACAACUGGGACUGGAGUCUUCAGCAUAUAGCUCAAGGUUGCCUUCCUCCCAGCAGAGGUGCAGGAGCUGCUCCUCGAAUCGACUCCGGCCUCGUCGCGAUGGUCAUGCGAGCACCGAGGGUAUUCCACAUCGGUGAAUGCGGCGUGCACCACAAGAAGAACAACUGCGAGUCCACGGCGGUGGUGGCGAAGAUGCAGAACGUCCUGAAGACGGCUCGUAACCACCUCUUCCCCUCGCAGCUCACGUUGACCGUGGUGGCGGUGGCCAAGAAGAUGAAGCUGAGGAAGGGGAACGGAGGCUGGGGCGACGUCCGCGACCACGAGCUCUGCUGGAACAUUACCAUGUACCCAGACCUGGUGUUGCCUUAACCCUUCGGAUGCUCUUCCACCGGGACGAGAAGAUGGCCGAGUACUUUGUGAUAACGGCGCAGACUCCAGGAUGUCACAAGAGUCCUCGGAUCCGACUACUUCGGAGUCUCUACGGGUUGAAAAUGGCCACUUGCAGACACUCGGGGUCGACUUUGACCAAGCUCGGGAAAGUCGGGGGAUUUUCGAGGGAAGAGAAAUCUGGGAGCUGCCCUCGGCCUUUUUUCCUGGCCGGAUUUAAAUCGUUAACUCAGGAAGGCGAGCGCUGCUCCCGGGUUUUUGGAAUGCUCCAAGAGAAGGCUGGCGAAAAUCCUGGAGAUUAUAUAUAUAUAUAUAUUAUGGCUAGCUAGCAGGACGGGAAAAAUUGGAGGUAACGUGGAAAAUUGCCGGGACUUUCGCCGCACUCUUGGGAGGGCAAGGACUAGGUAGUCGCGUGUAUCGAAAUCGAGGUGAUAGUCUUCUAGACCUUCCAGUGACGCUUAAAUAGGUUCUACGUAGGUCGAGGCGGGCGUUAAGCCGCGCCUUAAAUUAAUCCCGAUUAAUUAAGCGGUGAUAUUCGUACGUGAGAUGUAUUCGGUGGUCGGUACGGCUUUCGAGGGACCGAACCGCUCGUGAUAAACGUACCGAUGGACACCAUGUGCAAGUAGUUGCGAGCUGAGCCUAAUGUAGUUGUGGCGAACGAAACACCCUUGACCGAUCGCUGGGCGAUUCGGUGAUCGGUGCGAGCCAAAGGUACACGACACGUUUUGUUACUUAAGGUUUCCUACGUAUACAGGCCGCGGCUGGUAGAAACUUUCGAAAGAUCCGAUCGAAUGUGGAUUUCGCGUAAUCCGAGUACUAGCGAGGGGGGCCUCGGGAGAGUAAGACCUCUCGUUCUCGUUCCUUAGGCUUAUCAAACUUUUGUAGUCUUCGUCCUCGUCCCUUAAUCUCUCUUUAUCGCUUCCUCUGGAAGACGGCCGAAGUCGCCUUAGUUAGUUUCUUAAGUUAUGUGAUCGUUGAAGCGGUCAUUUAGUUUCAAUUGUACUUGACCGCUGGGUAGGAGAGACAUUCGGGUACUUAUUUUUCACUUAAGUGCAAUCGCAUUCUUCGCGUCGAUAAAUCGCCGUCGAUUCGUCGUCGCUACGUGACCAUGCAUCCCUCGAUCGUUACUGCUAAGUAGCCGCGAUUCUCCGUUCACGUCGCUAAUGCAAAAACCAAAAAUUAUACCCAAUAGGUCAGAGAAACCAAUGAACACGGUGCUCCCUCUUGCGCGUCUUUCGCGGGUCUUGCUCGACCUUAAUUCCUAAUCGCCGCGAGUAGUCGGCAACAAAGCUUACGAAUUUCUGCGGCAAUUCGAGUAAAGAUCCGUGGACCCACGAGGGAGUAAACUAUCGACGGACUUAGCCGAUAGGGAUAUUUAUUUAACUCCAAGCGUCGCGUCUUCGGAUACUCAAGACCGUAUCCAGUUUUUCGUAUGCUUAACGAACUUGGAUUUUCUCGAGACUUCGUAACGAUCGGAUAAGCACUAUUAAUUAGAUUUUUCACUAAAGAGGACUCUGCUACUCGUUAAAGAAAUUCUUCUAUCUCGAAUAUUCGCGUUUUCGGACACUUCGAGUCCGUCUGUCCCGCUGAAAUUUCUCGCGUCUAAUCUAAGUCUCCUUUGCCAUCAAAAUUGACAUUCUCUAACUCGUCGUAGCGUAUGGAAACACUAUAAUCGAGUCGCUUGUCGGUAUAAUGGAAAAAAAAAAAACACUCGUUUCUUUCGCUUGGUCGUUGAAUCGUCGAAAUAGCCGCAAAUCACUUUUUAAACCGAGACGCACACAUGGUAUUCUAGUCAUCGUAAGUAACGUAUCGUUAACGCUAUUUAAUGUUGGACUGUACGACUUAACGAGAUGGAAGAUCUACCUUGUUAAGGGAUAAGAUCUGUCCGGACAGUGAUCUAAAUUCGUACUUCGCACUCCAGGGGGUGCACGUUCAACGUCGUGUACAGUUUGUAUUUAUUUCGAUACCAACGAGACGCAUUAGAAAUGACUUUAUCGAAGUUUUCAGGACAUCGGGCCGUCGUUCACCCUUUAUAUAGAAGACGAAGUUCCGAAGGAAUUCUCAAAAUAAAUCCCGCGGUGUAUUAACUGGCGCUAUCGAAUCGGACGUUUGAUAA
This is a messenger RNA of Orussus abietinus, 4013 nucleotides long. It is a transcript of the gene Mgat2, whose product is annotated as alpha-1,6-mannosyl-glycoprotein 2-beta-N-acetylglucosaminyltransferase. Gene Ontology annotation, biological process: oligosaccharide biosynthetic process; protein N-linked glycosylation. The coding region runs from base 383 to 1879 and encodes 498 amino acids. The transcript is spliced from 9 exons. Gene Ontology annotation, molecular function: alpha-1,6-mannosylglycoprotein 2-beta-N-acetylglucosaminyltransferase activity. NCBI's taxonomy places the organism in Eukaryota, Metazoa, Arthropoda, Insecta, Hymenoptera, Orussidae. Gene Ontology annotation, cellular component: Golgi stack; Golgi membrane. The record is from RefSeq and is a predicted model, not a curated record.